Molecule: messenger RNA, 12083 nt
Organism: Daphnia pulex (common water flea)
Lineage: Eukaryota; Metazoa; Arthropoda; Branchiopoda; Diplostraca; Daphniidae
Gene: Dhc62B
Product: dynein axonemal heavy chain 12-like
Exons: 54
Coding region: 246-12071 (3941 amino acids)
Biological process (GO): microtubule-based movement
Cellular component (GO): dynein complex
Molecular function (GO): ATP hydrolysis activity; dynein light intermediate chain binding; minus-end-directed microtubule motor activity
Source: RefSeq, a predicted model, not a curated record
GACCCUAUCCACGGCGCAGGUCACUUUAUUCAUGCAAUUUUAUAUCAGUAAGAAAAAUAGUUGGAUCGGCCGUGUUUGUUUAGGAAUGAUAGCAAUAGUCCCGACUGCGAGUCGCUCAACAGACAUCGAUCCAACAUCCGGUUGUCCUUGCAGAUAUUUUUAGGUCUAUUGUUUAUAAGCUAUGCUGCCUUGUUAGAAUGGUCAAAACAGCUCCCUGAUUUAAAUACGUCCAAAAUCAGACAAAAAUGAAUAGACGGAAGAUCAAACAGCAAGUCAGCGAAAAGCAAAAGCUGACUGAAGUGAUGGCCGAUAUCCGCGAAAAGGAUCGCGAACGGAUAGUUUUCUUCCGUCAGAUUGGAGAAAUUGCUGAUAGAUAUGCUUGGAAAGGCAUCCACCAGAACGGCAAUCAUGGUAAGAAGAAACGCCCGACAGGAAAAAUUCCAGCUAUUCCUACAAGUAUAGUCCCUCCCGGGAAUAAGUCAAUGGUUCCAUUUCCCUCUCUGUGGAUGGAGUCCAUUUUUAAACGUGUUGGAUUAGAAAUCCCGAACCAGUCGUUGACGAAUGAGCUUAAACAAGAAGUAGAUUUCGAUUACUGUACUGCAAUUAAGAACAUCAAGACAUCCAAUUUAGUAAAACCACCAAUUUCAGCUGGAGAAUAUGGACUCGUACUGGAUAACAGUAAAAAUAGUUUCAAAGAGGCUCUUCGUGUUAUUCAACGCAAUUUAAUUCGAUGUCAUCCUCUAAUUCAUCGGCCGGCCGUUCAUUUACGCUCGAAAUUGAUCAAUGUUCGAUUGAAACCACUAUUAAGAGGAGAGUACAUAUCACUUGAGGACAUGAUUGAUUCCAUUUGGUCUGAAUGGAAGAAAACUACAGAUGAAUUCAAGGAAGCCGCACUCAGCGUUCGCCAACGAAUACUCACCAAAACGAAAAACAGUCCAACAGCAGUUCAACGACUAGCCAGAAUAGAUGCCACUGUAUGCGUCAUGCUUUCCUUGCAGGUCCAAGAAACUUGUGCAAGACUGAUGAAAGAUUUGGCAGUUUUACUUGGAAGCCCCGCAUUCGUUCCAUUAUCGAUUGGCGUUGGCUGUUGUAAUAAAGAAAAUGUGAUCACCGUUACUCACACAGCUGAAGAUAUCGAAAAGGCUCUAUUGGAUCUUCUCGAAAAAAUUACUGUCAAUGUACCUUUCGAUGCUGAUGCUAUCCCUGCAAAAUGCAACCUAAGUCUCACCGUACCGACUGAUGUGCAGUUAAUUUUCGAAGAUAGUAUCCGACGUUUUUCCGCUAAGUGCCGUGAAGAGAAAGAUUUCUAUCUUAAGGAAUGUGACACGCGGUUUGGCGAUAUUAUUCGUGGAGAAGUAACCGCUAAAACAGACGAGCUUUUGGCUGCGGAAGAAUGUAGCAUCGAUGUGUUUAUCCCUGCAAUAAUUGAACUUCGUUCUCGGCUUAAGCAGGCUGGCCUUCUUUGGGAAAUCUACCCUUACCAUCGUUUAUGGUUCUUGAAUGUGGAAUUGAAGGUCGAGAUUCACAGCCGGUUGACAAAUGAAAAAACCCGUUUGAAAGAGUGUUUGCUAGGAAAAUAUCGCAAGGAGACUAAUCGGUUGCUGGCGGAAUUGGAUCGAAUGAAAAAACAGAUUCUGCAGCCUCCUUCAAACACAAUGGAACUGCUGGGACGUAGUGCCUACUUGGAGGAAGCUCGCAAUAAACCCCUGAACGAUCUGAUCGCCUCUAUGACAGCACUCAAAGGACUUUUCGUUCGGCUUACAGAGAUUGUCACUUAUAGCGACGCUGAUGUUAUAAGAUCUUCGCAAGCAUUCUUCGGACCUGACGAGAUUGUACCUAUGCUUGACGAUGGCACUGAGUUGAUCGCAAAAUAUCGGAGGCAAUUUGAAGAUCGCUAUCAGGAAGUACUUGAAAAGACACAAAAAGAUUUGAAGCGCUUGAAGGUGAAGAUGAAACAUUUUAACAAUUGUGGUGACUGGGAAUCGGUAGAGCAUUACGUUAAAGAUAUUACGACAAUGUCCCGUAAAGUUCAAGAGAUCCAAAAAACAGCCAACUGGAUUACCCAAGAAGAAAUUCAGCUCAAGUACCCCAUCACAUCAUUCCCGGAAAUUGUAGAGAUUAACAAUUACAUUGAGCCCUACAUUCGCCUUUACGUCAGCGUUCACUCUUGGCGAAAACUGCUGAAACGCUGGUUAGAUGGUGAUUUCCAUAAUUUGAAUGCUGAUGAUAUAGAAAAUCAAACGGACGAAAUGUCGAGGGAAAUGUUUCGACUCCAAAAAGUGUUUCGAGCUAGAGGAAAACAAUUGGAAGUUGGUAACGCUCAGUCAAGAAAAGCAAACGAAGGCGCCAACCAAAUGGGAUCAUCUUUAAAGAUGUGUCAAAGAGGGCUAGAUGACGUGAAAGAUUUCAAGGUACAAUUACCACUAGUUGGAGUUAUCUGUAAUCCUGGUCUAAGGGAACGACACUGGAAAGACAUGUCGGAGCUAGUAGGCAAAGAUUUAAAGCCAAACACGGGAACUACGCUGAGAAAGUUCUUGAAUCUCGGCUUGAUGCCCUAUUUAGAAAAGUUUGAAGUGAUCAGUGGAGCAGCCAGCAAAGAAUUCAGUUUAGAAAGAGGCAUGAAAUCUAUGGCUGAAGAAUGGAAUGUCGUGGUUUUUUCUACCGCCAAAUACAGAGACACAGACACACCUAUUUUGGCAGGCGUGGAUGAAAUUCAAGCUCUUUUAGACGACCACCUUAUUAAAACACAAACCAUGAAAGGAUCGCCUUUCGUCCGACCAGUAGAAAAGCAAUUACUCGCAUGGGAGAGUACUUUGUUGAGAAUUCAACAGACUAUCGAGGAAUGGCUGGUAGUUCAAAGUCAGUGGCUGUAUCUGGAUCCGAUUUUUUCAUCGCCAAAUAUUAUCGAUCAAAUGCCUGAAGAGGCUGCUCUAUUUAAGAACGUCGAUUCAAUCUGGCACAGCGUUAUGAGUGCACUGGUUUCAGAUCCAAAUGUGAUGCAAACAGCCGGAUCGGUUGGAUUGCUAGAACAGUUGACCCAUUCGUCGAAACUUCUUGAACAAAUCAACUUUGGUGUCAACGCGUACCUCGACAAAAAGCGGCUAUAUUUUUCAAGGUUCUUUUUCCUUUCGAACGAGGAAAUGCUGGAUAUUUUGUCAGAAACGAAGGACCCGCUGAGGGUACAGACUCACCUUAAAAAGGUCUUUGAAGGGAUCGCUUCGUUAGAGUUUGAUGAGGAUUAUGUUAUUCACGCAAUGAUCAGUCCGCAAGGAGAGCGAGUUCCAUUUAUCAAUCCAGUAAGGACUGCAGAUGCUCGAGGAAGCGUUGAAGUUUGGCUUCUUCAGGUUGAGGAAGCUAUGAUUGAUGCGUGCCGCGGUACAAUCCAGCAAUCGCUAAAAACCUGCGUCGAAUCAAGCCGACACGAUUGGGUAGCGAAGACCCCGGGACAAGCUGUACUCUGCGCCGCUCAAGUUCAAUGGGCGGCUGGUAUCACUCACGCUAUUAUGCAAGGACCUAAAGCGCUGAAGCAGUAUUAUAAGGAUCUAUGUUGUAAAUUGAACGAGAGCGCUUCGCUGGUAAAAAUGCCUUUGGCUAAAUUAGCGCGUACUACUUUGGGAGCUCUGGUAGUAACAGAAGUACAUACACGAGAUCUCGUCCAUGAACUGAUAGAAAAUGAUGUUACCGACAUAAACAACUUUAGUUGGAUUUCCCAAUUACGCUAUUACUCAGAAGAAAACAACGAAAUUCUUGUAAGGAUGAUUAAUGCUACAUUGAAAUACGCAUACGAGUACUUGGGCAAUACAUCGAGAUUGGUUAUCACACCACUGACUGAUCGCUGCUACCGAACACUCAUCGGAGCAUACCACUUGCAUUUGAGUGGUGCACCGGAGGGUCCAGCUGGUACGGGUAAAACAGAAACUACCAAAGAUUUGGCCAAAGCACUAGCCGUCCAAUGUCUGGUAUUUAAUUGCUCGGAUGGUCUGGAUUAUGUAGCUAUGGGAAAGUUUUUUAGGGGUCUGGCAUCAUCCGGAGCAUGGGCAUGUUUUGAUGAGUUCAACCGAAUUGAGGCUGAAGUGUUAUCAGUGGUUGCCCAGCAAAUGCUCUCUAUUUUACACGCCAUUCAAUCUCACAUGAAGACUUUCAUUUUUGAAGGGAUUGAACUGAAAUUAAAUCCCAUGUGCUUUGUCUGUGUGACUAUGAAUCCCGGAUACGCGGGUCGUUCUGAACUGCCAGACAAUUUGCGGGUUCUUUUCCGGACUGUGGCCAUGAUGAUUCCUGAUUAUUCAAUGAUUGGAGAGAUCUCACUUUACUCUUACGGAUUCACAGAUGCGCGUAAUCUAGCCACAAAAAUUGUCACUACCUAUAAACUUUGCUCUGAGCAGCUUUCCACGCAGAGCCAUUACGAUUACGGUAUGCGAGCUGUGAAGUCUGUGCUGGUAGCCGCUGGUAAUCUCAAAGUCCAGUCACCGACGGACGCAGAAGACUCCCUUAUCCUUCGUUCCUUAAUGGAUGUAAAUUUGCCCAAGUUCUUGGCUGGAGAUCUUACUCUAUUUCAUGGUAUCAUAGCUGAUCUUUUUCCUGAAAUACCUCUGCCUCAGUCUAAACACAAUGCUUUGCUGGCUGCCAUUCAACAGGCUUGCGAUGAGAGAGACUUGUUGUUGACGGAUAAAUUUGCACAGAAAGUUAUUCAAAUGUACGAGAUGAUGUUAGUCCGACAUGGAUUCAUGCUCGUCGGUCGACCAAUGGGAGGCAAAUCGACAGUGAUUCAAGUUUUGGCAGCUGCUUUGAAUUUUCUUUCAACGAAGGAUAACGAAGAAACUGGCGUCAUGUAUCGCACGCUGAAUCCGAAAGCGGUUACACCAGGAUUGUUAUUCGGUCAGUUCGAUCCUGUAACUCACGAAUGGGUUGAUGGCAUUGUGUCACUCAUAUUUCGCGAACUAUCAACUUCAGAGUCAACAGCCCGAAAAUGGAUCAUCUUUGACGGACCGGUGGAUGCUGUUUGGAUAGAAAAUCUCAACACAGUAUUGGAUGACAAUAAAAAACUUUGUCUGGCGUCGGGUGAGAUCAUCGGCCUCACACCAUCGAUGUCUUGCAUAUUUGAAGUCAUGGAUUUGGCACAGGCGUCACCUGCAACUGUUUCUCGUUGCGGUAUGGUUUACGUCGAUCCCGGUGAUCUUGGCUGGCAACCCCUCUUUCAUACCUGGCUAAAGUCCUUCACGUCAAACUGGAAAGCCACAUUAGAACCCGUGCUCAUCAGUCUGAUUCAGUGGCUUGUUCCAGCCUCUCUUAGCGGCAUCCGCAAAUUUGGUGUCGAGUUGCUGGUUGUGGAGGAGAACAGCAAAGUCUCGUUUCUCUUACGUAUGGUGCAAGCUUUAAUGCAACGGUGUUGUGCCGGAUUGAAAGAUGUCAGAUAUGGCCGUGCCUGGCUGCAGGCUUCAAUACUUUUUGCGCUCACGUGGACAGUUGGCGGAGCUCUAGAAAGCGAAAGUCAGAUCAAAUUUGACACCUUUGUGAGAUCGCUGUUGUCAGGAAAAAGUGAGGCCUUUCCAUAUCCAACAAGUGCUGGACGUUGGGAGUGUCAUUUACCUUCUGACGGAACCCUUUAUGAUUACGUUUACGAGUACAAGCAGCGUGGUCAGUGGCGUCAGUGGGCUGAAACUGUCCGGAAUAUACCCAUUCCUGAUGCAAAAUCUCUUAAGGAACUUACUAUACCUACGGUUGACACUGCAAGGUACUCGUAUCUAUUGGAUCUAAGCAUAGCUAGCCGUACACCAAUACUACUUGUUGGCCCCACUGGAACGGGAAAAUCUCUUUGCAUCCAGGAAAAAAUGAGUGGAUUCAGCGAUGAAGAAUUCGCCUCCCUUUCUCUAACGUUCACUGCUCAAACAUCGGCAGCUCAAGUUCAGGAUUUGAUAUUGAGUCGGUUAGAGCGGCGUAAAAAAGGUAUCUAUGGUCCACCGGCCGGUCGUCGGUGUUUGGUUUUUGUUGAUGACCUCAACAUGCCAGCAAAAGAAACUUAUGGAGCACAGCCAUCGCUAGAACUUCUCCGGCAGUACUUUGAUUAUCAUCAAUGGUAUGACCGCAAAGAGGCUAAUCUUCUGGAUAUUCAAGAUAUUCAAAUUUGGGGAGCAAUGGGUCCUCCUGGUGGUAGUCGUCAAGAGAUAUCUCCACGAUGUCUACGCCAUUUUCAUAUUAUUGCCAUUAAUCCGUUCUCCGAUUCUACAAUGACUCAUAUCUUCAGUACCAUCUUAACAAUCCACUUAAGCAAAGGAGGAUUUCCUCCAGACGUCUUCAGUCUUGUCGGUUCUAUCGUUUCUGCAACUUUGGAGAUCUACCGUGCAGCUUUAAGAGUACUCCUCCCCACACCAUCAAAAGCUCAUUAUGUUUUCAGUCUGAGAGAUUUUGCUCGAGUCAUCCACGGUUGUUGUCUCAUUCAAAAGGAUGCCGUUGAGAACCGAAGAACAUUUUUGAGGCUUUGGAUUCACGAAGUGUUACGCGUCUUCGGUGACCGACUAGUCGACGAGAAUGACACCAAUUGGUUGUACAACAUGCUACGUGAAUGUGUCCGCACCCAUUUUCGGGAGAACUUUGACGGUUUACUUGAACAUCUUGGUCGCACCGAUGGCAGAGUGACGUUGGCCAGUCUAGAAAAUUUAAUGUUUGGAGAUUAUACUGUGCCAGACUUGCUUCAAGAAGACAGAACUUACAAGGAGGUUACCGACGUGACGCGGCUCGAUUCGGUCAUAAUGAGUUACAUCACAGACUAUAAUAAUACGAAUAAAUCCCGAUUGAAUCUCAUCCUUUUCCAAUAUGUGCUAACACACUUGAGCCGGAUUAGUCGCGUGUUGCGGAUUUCAGGUGGCCAUGCUCUGUUGAUUGGUGUAGGUGGAUCAGGACGACAAUCCCUAACGAAAUUGGCAGCUUCCAUGGCAGGAUACACGCUUUUUCAGCCGACUGCCAAACCUAAUUACGGACUAAAUGAAUGGCGCGAAGAUGUAAAACGUGUACUGCGAACGGCUGGUGGUCUUGGUCGUGACGUUGUCUUUCUAAUUUUGGACUCUCAACUCAAUAAUGCUUCGUUCCUUCAAGACAUUGAUUCAAUGCUAAACAGUGGCUUGGUACCUAACAUCUUUUCUGUGGAAGAGAAGCAAGAGUUGAUUGAAUUGGUCAGGAAAAAUCGACAGAGUGCCCCACAAAUGGAAAGCAGCCCGGCGUCGCUUAUGACUUAUUUUGCGCAGCAAUGCAAAGAUCAUUUACACUUGGUGUUGGCAUACAGCCCAUUGGGCUCCAGCUUACGCGAUAGUGUCCGAUAUUUCCCUUCUUUAAUUAACUGCUGCACCAUCGAUUGGUUUGAAGCAUGGCCAGAAGAAGCGUUGGAAAACGUAGCUGUAAGCACAGUAGAGACGAUCGAAAUUCCCGCUGAUACAAAACGUCAAGUAGUUGUGGCGUGCAAAUAUUUCCACACUACGGCAACGAAAUACGCAAACAUGUUUACGCUUAAACUAGGUCGACCAGUUUAUGUCACUCCGGCGUCUUACCUAUCACUAUUGGACGGAUUUCGCAAUUUGAUGUCGGAGCAACAGCAACAAAUCAGGCAGGCAAUUGAGCGAUAUCGCAGCGGUUUGUCUCGCUUAGCUGAAGCGUCCGCUCAAGUCAACCAGAUGCAGAUCGAAUUGUCAGAACUGCAACCAAAACUUGUGGAAGCUUCCAAACAAACGGAUCUCAUGAUGAAAACUAUUCAACAAGAAUCUGGGGAAGUAGAGAAAACGUCGACACUGAUUCGAGCCGAUGAAGUUGCAGCAAACGAGGAAGCUGCAGUUUCUACAGCAUUGAAAGCCGAAUGUGAAGCUGAUUUAGCCGAAGCAUUACCUGCAUUAGAAGCUGCUUUGGCUGCUCUCGAUACUCUCAAACCCGCUGAUAUUACUUUGGUUAAAUCCAUGAAGAAUCCACCGAAGGUUAUUAAAACGGUUAUGGCUGCCGUAUGUGUUAUGAAAGACAUCAAACCGGAGAAAAUUCUAGAUCCUGAUGGUUCCGGCAAAAAGAUCCUUGACUUCUGGGGGCCCAGUAAAAAGUUGCUCAAUGAUUUAGGCUUUCUUACUCAAUUGAAAGAAUACAAAAAGGAUACGAUCCCGCCUCACAUUAUGCAGCGAAUUCGCACAGAGUUUUUACCGAAUCCAGAUUUUGAGCCAUCAGUUGUGGCUAAAGCGUCCAGUGCAGCUGAAGGUCUUUGCAAAUGGGUGAAAGCCAUUGAAAUCUACGACAAAACGGCCAAAAUUGUAAUGCCGAAAAAAGCCAGGUUAGCUGCAGCCGAGGCUAGUCUUGAAGAGACGAUGAAUCUGUUGAACUUGAAGCGAAAUCAGUUAGCUGUAUUAGAAGCUCGGCUGGCCCAAUUGAAAGAUGAUUAUGCCGAAGGAUGCAGAAAACGGCAACAGUUGUCCGACGAUGUUGACAUGUGCUCUAAAAGACUCAGCCGAGCAUCAGCUUUGAUUGGUGGCUUGGGAACGGAAAGAGAGCGUUGGUCAGAUGCCGAGAUCAAAUUAAUGGAUAAAUUGGAGAAUUUGACUGGAGAUAUUAUGCUCUCCGCUGCUGUGAUGGCCUAUAUGGGUCCUUUGACAUCGGCCUUCCGCGAUCAGUGUACCGCCGAUUGGGUUCAAUUUACCACCAACUUGGGAAUACCGUGCUCAGCCCGUUUCAGCUUGUCUGACACGCUUGGUUCUGCCGUUCGGAUUGAAGGUUGGACAGAAGCGGGUCUCCCUAGGGAUAGUUUUUCUAUUGAUAAUGCAGUCAUGGUGUACCAUCAAAAGAAGUGGCCACUGCUUAUUGAUCCACAAGGCCAAGCGAAUGCGUGGUUAAAAUGCUGGGAACUCGAUCGAGGUUUAGUCGUCUUACGAGCAGGCCAAUCUGACCUUCUCCGCCAAUUAGAACAAACAAUUCCUUCUGGACGUCCUGUGCUUAUUGAAGAAGUAGGCGAAGAACUUGAUCCUUCCUUAGAUCCUCUUUUAUCGCGCUCCAUCCAGAAGCAAGGUGGAGUGGAAAUGAUACAGAUAGGUGAUGGAAUGGUCGAAUAUCACCGCGAUUUCCAGCUAUACAUGACUAGCAAGCUGCGAAAUCCUCAUUUUCUUCCAGAAGUAACAACUAAAGUUUUAGUCAUCAACGCCGCCAUCACUUUGAAAGGCUUGGAGGACCAAUUGCUCGGAAUUGUGGUUGCCGAAGAAAGGCCAGACUUGGAAGAGAUGCGUCAAAGGUUGGUCAAAGAAGGCGCUGCGUGUCGCUCAGCCUUGCAAGAAGUUGAGGACCAGAUAUUGGCUACGUUGAGUAAAGGGGGUAACUUGUUGGAAGAUGAAGCGGCCAUUCGUGUUUUGGACGAAUCUAAAGUACUUUCGGCUGAAAUCGUUACAAAGCAGCAGAUGGCUUCGGAAACAUCAGUACGGAUGGAACAAUCAAGACAGGCUUACAUGCCAGUAUCCCAGCACGCAGCAGUCCUCUUUUUCUGUUUGGCGGAAUUAAUCAACCUCAGUCCAAUGUACCAAUAUUCCCUUAAGUGGUUCAUUCGACUAUUUCUUCACUCUAUCCGCAACUCAAGCCGCCCGGAACGCGUUGAAGAACGGCUGGAGAUACUUCAGAAUCAUUUCGACCGUGCAUUGUACACCAACGUUUGCCGGAGUCUUUUUGAAAAAGACAAACUUCCAUUCAGCAUGGCUCUAACUUCUUCACUUAUGAUACAACGCGGAGAAAUGUCCUCCGCUGAGAUCGACCUCUUUCUUACAGGCAGCAAGAGUUUGACCCGCGGAAUAGCAGCUGAAUGCCCUGAAUGGCUCAGUUUAAAGACGUGGGAUCAAAUCUGUCAGUUGGCGGGUGAGCCACCCUUCAUCGACGCCAAUCGAUCCUUGAUGCGAGGGUCAGAUCAGUGGCAAUCUGUCGCCGAUGCAAUCAAUCCCUACGAAAUGGAUUUGCCAGAAGGCUGGAAUAAAAAAUGGAAACCAUUCCAGCGGCUCCUUUUCCUGCGCUACUUGGCACCCAGUAAAAUUGUUCGUAUGGUUAGAACAUUUGUGGCUGAGCAACUUGGCGUGGAGUUCGUCCAGCCGCCUCCGUUCGAUUUGUCCUGCUCUUUUGAUGACUCAGAUUCAACUACUCCGUUAAUCUUCCUGCUAACUGCUGGCGCUGAUCCUAUGGCCUGCUUACUUCGAUUUGCUGAAGAGUAUCGAUCUGGUGAUGGAACGCUUCACAUUGUUUCACUUGGCCAGGGACAGGGUGUCCUAGCUGAAGAAAAAAUCCGCCAGGCGAUCGUCAGUGGAGAGUGGGUCAUUCUACAAAACUGUCAUUUAGCAGCGUCGUGGAUGCCCGCCCUGGAGCGCAUCUGUCAGAAAUUGGGCAGCCAAACUAUCCAUCCCAAAUUUCGACUUUGGUUGACCAGUUAUCCAUGGGAAAGCUUUCCAGUAUCUAUAUUACAGAACGGUGUUAAAAUCACGAACGAGCCUCCUGUUGGAUUAAAAGAAAAUGUACUCAGAACUUUCAAUCCUGAUCCUUUGGACGAUCUUGUUCAACAGCAAGAUCAACUUGAAUGGCCUACCCAAAAAAUGUUGACCCUUCGGAAACUGAGCUACUCUCUCUGCUUUUUCCACGCACUGGUACAAGAAAGACGGACCUACGGUGCUAUAGGCUGGAACAUACCUUACGCAUUCGAUGAUUCUGAUUUGCAAAUUUCACUGAAACAAAUUCGCAUCUUUGUGACUGAUUACGAACAAGUCCCAUAUCAGGCACUGCAAUACUUAGUAGGAGAAUGUCAUUAUGGUGGCCGAGUGACAGACGAUUGGGAUCGACGUACGCUGAGCACUCUACUGGCAGAUUUCUGCAAUCCAGAAUUGGUUGAAAAUCCUUCAUAUUCCCUUGUACAACCAGUGCAUCCAAUGUACCAUCUGCCACAUUCGGCUGAUUACGAAUCGUUUUUGGAGGCAGUCCAACGUUUGCCGGUUUUGCAAGCACCGAACGUUUUUGGAAUGCACGACAACGUUACUAUUGGACGGGAUUUGCUCGAAGGAGACUAUCUACUAAGUAGCCUUCUUUCUCUGCAAGGUUGCUAUUCUUCCGGAAUAGACGAGAGUGAAGAAGGCGAGCAAGGUGAAGGAGAAGAAACUCGGGACGAUUCAGGCGAGAAAACGCAACAGCAAUCUGCUCCGCCUCCAGCAGCCUCAUCUCAAAAGAAGCCUACGGACGCAAUUUUGAAUGAAAUGAUUCAGGAUUUGAUCCAACAGUUACCGGACAACUUUGAUUUGGAUUUGGCUGAGGAAAAAUUCCCGAUUAAUUAUCUCCAACCACUGAACACAGUUCUGGUCCAAGAGAUGGGACGUUACAAUCGACUGGUCGGUAUCAUCCGCACAAAUCUUGGCUCACUGCAACGAGCUGUUUGCGGGCAUGUAACAAUGACGGCCGAGUUGGAAGCUACUGGAAAAGCAUUGCUAAGCAAUCGUGUUCCAGCCGUCUGGAGAGCAGCUUCUUAUCCUAGUCUAAAACCAAUGCGAGGCUAUUUUAGUGAUUUACUGGAACGGUUGCAGUUCUUCAGAUCAUGGAAUGAAGAAGGUCAGCCAGUGAUUUUUUGGCUUCCGGCUUUCUACUUUCCUCAAUCCUUCCUUACUGGGGCUCUACAAACAACGGCUCGUAAAAACCGAAUCCCAGUUGAUUGUCUUUACCACCACUGCCGAGUUAUGAGUCCCCAAAAAUUUGGCAAUCUUGAAACCCCUCCUACGGAAGGAGUUUACGUCCGUGGUUUGUUUCUUGUUGGAGCUCGCUGGGACGGUGACGAGGAAACCUUAACCGAACAACGUCCCAAGAUUUUGUGGGAAGAAAUGCCCGUUCUCUGGCUGAAUCCAUCCGAACAUCUUAAAGCUGGUAAACAGAUGAAUCAACAGGACACCUAUACAUGCCCUCUUUACCGUACAUCUGAGCGACGGGGAGAGCUAUCAACAACAGGUCAUUCUACUAACUUUGUUAUGUCGCUCGAGCUGCCGACCAAAAUACCACACACCCAUUGGAUAAAGCGAGGCGUGGCCCUUAUCACUCAAUCAGACGAUUAAAUGUAAGUGUUU